Pelagomonas calceolata is the source of this 1148-nucleotide messenger RNA. NCBI's taxonomy places the organism in Eukaryota, Pelagophyceae, Pelagomonadales, Pelagomonadaceae. The record is from the annotation of a GenBank genome assembly.
AAGGACAGCCAAAAAAAGCUGCCCCUCGCGGCACAAACCAGCACAACAAGGAAGGACACCACCCCAAAAUGCCGCUCAUCGUCAAGCCGACGCCGGCCCACCCCGAGCCGCCGGCGCACAAGAUCAUGCCCGCCUUCGCGACGCGCUUCGGCCCCAAGCUCGCCGGCGAGGUCGCGGCGACGGACCGCCUCGUCCGCGUCAAUGCUCUAACGGCGCUCUGCGACGCGCUGAGCGACCCGGAGCAGGCCCACGGCUGCGCCGACGCCGGUGUUGUGGAGACGCUGAACGCGCACGUGAGUGGCGGCCAGGACGCGCCGACGCGCGUGUUGGCCGCGAAGGCUUUGUGCGGCUGCGCGCGCGACGCGCGGGCCGCGCGGGCCAUGGUCGACGCCGCUACGCCGGCGGCGAUCCAGGGCGCGUGCUUGAACGACGCCGAGCAGGACGUGCGCAUGCACUGCUACGACGCUUUGAUAAGGUUGGGCGGCGGGCCUCGAAGAGGCGCUUCCUCUAUUGUCGCGGCGGGCUACCCGAAGGCGCUCGUGGAGAAGGCGGAAAAGGAAAGUGUGGGAUUGCAGCCGCGGGCCCUGGACCUGCUGACGAGUUGUUUAGGAAACGAGCAGGGCUUGGCCGAGGCCCUCGACGCGGGCGGCAUCGCGACGUGCCUCUCGCUCCUGGGAUCCAUGGAAGCCGCCGUGCGCGCCGCGGCGGGCCGCUGCCUCGCGGGUCUGUGCUUCGACAUGAGCGCGAAGGACGCGGCCGUCGAGGCCGACGCCGUCGACACGUUGUGUGCUCUCCUCGAGGACCCGGACUUGGGGGCGCGGCGCGCGGCCUGCGCGGCGCUCGUGAGCGUCACGACGACGGACGAGGGCAAGCGGCGCAUGGUGCCCGCGGAGCCGCGGCCGCGCGACGCCGUCGCGGCCAUCAUCGCGCUGCUGGCCGAGCCCGACGCCUACCUGACGACGACGGCCUGCAAGCUCGUCGCGAACGUGGCGGUCCACCCCAAGGUGCGUGCGCAGCUGCGGGAGGACAAAGAGUGCCUGCCGGCCAUCGACGCGCUCAUCGCCGGACCAGGUACUGACCAGGACGCGCUCGUCGCGCAGCACGCGCGCAUCGCGAAGGACGCGGUCCUCUGGGAGCCCUGAGUCUCA